Messenger RNA from Caenorhabditis angaria, 3889 nucleotides. NCBI's taxonomy places the organism in Eukaryota, Metazoa, Nematoda, Chromadorea, Rhabditida, Rhabditidae. The record is from the annotation of a GenBank genome assembly.
AUGAAAAUUUCGCCAUAUUUUCGAUUUUUUCGCAUUCUUUUUUGGACAGCUGAUUUUUAUAUUUUUUCAGAUUCAACAAAAUGGAGGCUGCAAAACUCCCUUCAAAAAGGCGAAUCAGCGCAAAAAAGGUAGUGGAUUUUUCAAAAAAAAAAGUUUUGCAAGGGGUGGGGAUCGAACCCGCCACCUUGCGAAUGCAAAACGCAAGCCUACCCAGCUGAGCUCUGCUCGCAACAAAUUCUCUAGAGAAAAUGUUGGUGAUGAGAAAACUCUUUUUCCAGACAAACUCGAAGUAUUCACGAAAAACAACGUCGAAUUGAGAUGAAUCAAGUGUUGACAGAAAUGAUGGAGCUGCUGAUGUUCGAUACAAAAUUGCAGCCGAAAAAACCGGACAAAUGUUGGAUAAUCGGAAAAUCGGUGGAAUUUAUCAGGAAAAAUCGAAUUCCUGAAGAAAAUUCGCUGAAAACACCUUCUGGCCAAUUUUUUUUUGAAGAUUUUCUGCGAUUUUCGGGAAAUUUUGUGAUUUUUGAGUUGAGUGAGAUGUUGUUGGUGGAGAAAAUCGAGGGAGAUUCGAAGGCGAUUUUUGGAGAUCGGAAAAUGAUCGGAAGAGAUUUUCGAAGUUUUUUGGAUUUUGAUAGUGGUGUGAAUUUUGAGACGAGGAAAAAUGUGGGGAGGAUUUGGAAUUCGAUUAUUGGCAAGAGAUUUUCAGCGUUUUGGGAGGUAAUUUUACUAUGACGUGGAAUUUCUUUAGGAUUUUUUAUUAUGAAAAUUUUGAAACAGUGAAUUUUCUUUUGGUUGAAAAAUUUUUUUUUUCGAAAAUUCCCUAAAAAUUUUUGAGUAAUUGUAUUUUUUCAGGUAAAAAAAUUUACAAUUUCAAAAUAACAAUUUUUUUUCAAAAAAAAUCAUGAAAUUUUUGAAACAGUGAAUUUUCAGGUUUGAAAAUUAUGAAAAAAUUUUUGAAAAAUUAAAAAAAUCAUAUUUUUCUCUUCAAAAAUUCAUUAUUCUAGUAAAUUUUGAAACAGUGAAUUGAAAAUUCAAUUUUUUUUUCAAAUUUUCAGCUAAAAAAAUUUUCUAUUUCAAAAUAACAAAAUAAUAUUUUUUUCGAUUUUCAAAAAUAUUCAUGAAAUUUUUGAAACAGUGAAUUUUCAGGUUUGAAAAAUCGAAUUUUUUUGAAAAUUCAAUUUUUUUGUUGAAAUUUUCAGUAAAAAAUGUUAAAUUUCAAAAUAACAAAAUAACAAUUUUUUUUUGAUUUUCAAAAAUAUUCAUGAAAUUUUUGAAACAGUGAAUUUUCAGUUUUGAAAAAUCGAUUGUUUUUUUGAAAAUUCAACUUUUUUUUGAAAUUUUCAGGUAAAAAAAUGUACAAUUUCAAAAUAACAAUUUUUUUUUCGAUUUUCAAAAAUAUUCAUGAAACUUUUGAAACAGUAAAUUUUCAGGUUUGAAAAUCAUGAAAAAAUUUUUGAAAAAUUAAAAAAAUCAUAUUUUUCUCUUCAAAAAUUCACUUCUAGAAAUUUUUGAAACAGUGAAUUUUCAGGUUUAAAAAUUAUGAAAAAAUUUUUGAAAAAUUUUUAAAAUUCAUAUUUUUCUCUUCAAAAAUUCAUUAUUCUAGUAAAUUUUGAAACAGUAAAUUUUAUUUUUUUUUUUAAUUCAAAAAUUUUUCUUGAAAAAUUCAAAAAUUUAAACAUUUUUUAACUCUGAAAACUCUAUAAUAUGAGCAAUUCCUUCUAAUUUUAACCUGAGCAAUCUUUCAGAACAACAAACUUCUAUGCUUCGCCGAACCUUCAAAACUCGCUGAAGAGCGUCCGAUCUUAGCAGCAAUGUUGAGCACACCUUCACCAACAUCAGAAGCUUUUCCGAAAUCCACUCAAAAUUUGGAUGACACCAAUACAACAAUAACUCCCUCGUUACAUUGCGAUGAUUCGGCUUCUUCAAGUUCAGCGUUUCUUUCGCCACAAUCAAGUUCUUCGGAAUCGAAGAAGAAGGUUAGUGGGUACUGUAGCUAGAGAGUACGGUAGGGUUUUCUAAGCAUUUUGAGUCUAAACAUGGGUGUUUUUACACAGGUGGCCUAGUUUUUGCAAAAGUUCGGCCACGUGAAUUUCUGGCGGGAAAACAAGGAAAUUUGAAUUUUCAAAAUUUCGCACCAGAAAAUAUACAUGGCCGAGGUUUUGCAAAAGUUCGGCCACGUGGUUUUUAGGGGCGAAAACAAGGAAAUUUGAAUUUUCAAAAUUUCGCACCAGAAAAUAUACAUGGCCUAGUUUUUGCACAAGUUCGGCCAUGUGGUCUUUAAACGCGAAAACGUGAAAAUUUGAAUUUUUUGGAUAUUCCCACUAGAAAAUCCACGUGGCCUAACUUUUUUCAGAAGUUCGGCCACGUGAAUUUGUGGCGGGAAAACAAGGAAAUUUGAGUUUUCAAGAUUUGAUGCUGAAAAAUCCACGUGGCCUAACUUUUUGCAGAAGUUCGGCCACGUGGCGCUAAAAUUUAUGUUUUUGAAUUUUCAAAAUUUCGCACCAGAAAAUAUAAAUGGCCGAGGUUUUGCAAAAGUUCGGCCAUGUGGUCUUUAAACGCGAAAACGUGAAAAUUUGAAUUUUUUGGAUAUUCCCACUAGAAAAUCCACGUGGCCUAGUUUUUGCAAAAGUUCGGCCAUGUGGUUUUUAGGCGCUAAAAUUGAUAUUUUUGAAUUUUCAAAAUUUCGCACCAGAAAAUAUACAUGGCCGAGGUUUUGCAAAAGUUCGGCCACGUGAAUUUCUGGCGGGAAAACGUGAAAAUUUGAAUUUUCAAAAUUUCCCACUAGAAAAUCCACGUGGCCUAGUUUUUGCAAAAGUUCGGUCACGUGAAUUUCUGGCGGGAAAACAAGGAAAUUUGAAUUUUCAAAAUUUCCCACUAGAAAAUAUACAUGGCCGAGGUUUUGCAAGAACUAGGCCACGUGGUUUUUGGACGCUAAAGUUAAUAUUUUUGAAUUUUGCAAAAUUUCGCACUAGAAAAUAUACAUGGCCGAGGUUUUGCAAAAGUUCAGCCACGUGGUUUUUAGGGGCGAAAACAAGGAAAUUUGAAUUUUCAAAAUUUCCCACUAGAAAAUCCACGUGGCCGAGGUUUUGCGAAAAUUCGGCCACGUGGUUUUUAGGGGCGAAAAGGUGAAAAUUUUAGUUUUCAAGAUUUCCCACUAGAAAAUCCACGUGGCCGAGGUUUUUCAAAAGUUCGGCCACGUGGUUUUCUGGCGGGAAAACAAGGAAAUUUGAAUUUUUUGGAAUUUCUCGCUGGAAAAUCCACGUGGCCUAGUUUUUGCAAAAGUUCGGCCACGUGGCGCUAAAAUUAAUAUUUUUGAAUUUUGCAAAAUUUCGCACCAGAAAAUAUACAUGGCCGAGGUUUUGCAAGAACUAGGCCACGCUGAUUUCUGGCGGGAAAACAAGGAAAUUUGAAUUUUUUGGGAUUUUUUUCAGCCACGCCGUGGUCGAAAACGUCUCCGCUCAGUGAACGUGAUCGUCGAAACAUACUCCCUCGAUUCAGUAAUAACUCCGCCAAAAAAAGGAAGAUCUCAAAAUUUGGAAUCUUCAGCUUCAGCUUCAACUUCAACUUCAUUGCUGAAUCCAACAAGUCAGAUUCCAGCGUUGAUGUGAGUUUUUUGGGAGCUUCUAGAUUUGAUGUCGUAAAAUUAUUUUUUCUAGAUCUCCAACCCCGCCACCUCUGAAUCCCUACGAUGUUUUGACGCCUGGAUAUCGAGAUGUAAGUCUGGGAAAUCUGAUAAUCUAAAUUCAGUACGACACUCCGCAUUUACACCCCCAAUUUUCAGAUCUGGCUCCGCCUUCAAAGUGAACGUCUUCUUCUCGAACAACGUGUUCUGGCUAAAGAGCGGGAACUGCAAAAUCUAAUGAUGUCAACCUACAGUACUCCACCUUAG